Molecule: messenger RNA, 1389 nt
Organism: Oikopleura dioica
Lineage: Eukaryota; Metazoa; Chordata; Appendicularia; Copelata; Oikopleuridae
Source: the annotation of a GenBank genome assembly
AUGAAGGGCGACCCGGAUGCGCCACAUGUUGUCAAUUUGAUCAAUUCUGUCGUCGGAGUCGGAAUACUGGCGAUUCCCUUCUGUUUCAAACAAUGUGGCUUGUUACUGGGCGCGCUGGUCCUCGCUUUCGCCGGCUACGCUACUUAUAGCUCCGUUGCUUUGUUGCUACACGCCGCCGUCUCCAAAUCCAAACACAACUACGAGUACCUCUGCAAAGCAUGCUUCGGCGGGACGGGCAAGUUUGGCGUCGAAUUCGCGCAAAUUGGCCUCAUGCUAGGAACAUGCAUUGCCUUUUAUGUUGUCAUUUCUGGUCUGUUGACCGAAGUUUAUGUUGGUUUCUUUGAAACAGAAGAAAAUCCUGUCGAUGAAAACAGUAUUCAAAAAAGACUCGUUCUAUGUCUUGGAGUGUUCGUUGUUUAUCCUCUCGGAGUGUUACGGGAGUUAUCUGCAAUUGCAAAAUUUGCGUAUUUUUCUUCCUGCUUUUAUGUCUUUUUUCUUCUCGUCCUUACGUUCAAUUCGGUCGCCGGUGGUUUUGCUUCAUUUGACUGGAUUCAAGAAGUCAAAUGGUUCGAUUUCAGCGGCGUCUUCAAAGUUCUACCUAUCUUCGCACUUUCAUUUACCUGUCAGUCUCAAUUCUUCGUCAUUUAUGCAAGUAUAUCCGACGCAACUAGUUUCCAAAUGCUCCGCAUCAUGCGCAAAACCAUCUGCAUCGUUGGCUUCGUCUACAUCUACGUCGGCUUCUUCGGCUACAGUCUGUUUCAAGAAGAAGUGAAGGGAAACAUGCUGUUGAAUUUCCCGAGGGACAUUGUGCUUCAAUUCACUAAAUUGGGUUUCGCGAUGUCGGUCAUUGUUGGUUUUCCGCUCAUGAUCUACCCUUGCCGCCAGUCGAUAUUUACAUGUUUCGUUGAGCCCACUCUCAACAAGCCGAGCUAUGAAAGUCUAGCCGGCGAAUCAACCGAAUCUCCAGUAACAUUCAUCCCUGAUAAUAUCUUCCGAAGCCUCACAGCUGUAAUCGUCUUUCUAACUAUGACAGUUGCAUAUUUCAUCCAAGAUGUAGAAGUUGUCCUGCAACUCAACGGUGCUCUUAUGGGUUCAUUUAUCGCAUUUAUCUUGCCCGCGCUGUGCUUCGAAAAAGCAUGCGCAUCUACUUUUAUGAAGGAAAUAAGAUGGAAAUAUACUCAAAGAUUGAUUUUCCUUACUGGUGUCCUGGCGCUGACUCUUGGAGUUUAUCAGAAUCUCCCGGCGAUGGAAAGUUUUACACCGUCGUAUUUGGCGAUGGAAGAUAUUGACAUCGAGUAUGAAAAUAUGAAAGAAAAACUAAACGACGGAAUCGAGGUUCGAGACACAAAGUACCCCAUGCCAGCUGAUCCCGAAAUAUCUCUGGAUUAA